Molecule: messenger RNA, 2404 nt
Organism: Zophobas morio
Lineage: Eukaryota; Metazoa; Arthropoda; Insecta; Coleoptera; Tenebrionidae
Product: WD repeat-containing protein 26
Exons: 10
Coding region: 487-2190 (567 amino acids)
Biological process (GO): proteasome-mediated ubiquitin-dependent protein catabolic process
Cellular component (GO): GID complex
Molecular function (GO): protein binding
Source: RefSeq, a predicted model, not a curated record
UGAUCUUUGCCUUUUACCUGUUUUGACAGCUUGAACGCGUCCGACAAGGACAUCCUUGUCAAAUGUACAGCUGUAGUUCAGCUGAUGUCUGACGUAGGGUGGUGGCGUUUAUGGUGAAAGAAGAAAGAAAACAAAUGUGUUGUUUAUAGACUUAUGGACAAUACAUUUGUCUAUUUUUUUCUCCCCUACAGUUUAUAUAGCUUUAUAUAAAUUAAGUGGACUUAUACAAUGAAAGGUACAGGUAAAUAAAAAUAUAAACCUUUGUCCUUAUUAAUGUGUUUAUGACGUAAUAAGUGGAAUGGUGCAAACAAAGGGACGGUAUUAAGCUAACAAAAUUGUGUUGCGUAUACUUAGUAGUGGAGAGCGGGAAGGAAGAAAACAAAAAUAAGUCUGGCCUCAAAUAGUGAUUCAUCCGGGGACGACGGUGGAGAACCGCCUCGUAAAAAAACCCGAAGAGACAUUUAUAACGUAGGUGACAGCACGACAAUGCAAGCUAGUAACGGAUACAUGCAAAACGGAACACCUUCCGGAAACAGAACUUCUGAAAAUGGUCACGAAGAUAAUAUAAAUGGACCACCACUACAGUUGUCGCAAACCAAUCAAGAUAUUGUGAGGCUUAUUGGACAGUAUCUCCGAAAUGAAGGCUUAACUAGAACGGCGGACUCUUUAAUGGCAGAAUCAGGAUGUCGAUUGGAUCAUCCAGCUGCUGCAAAAUUUCGUCAGCACGUGAUGGACGGAGAUUGGACAAAGGCUGAUCAUGAUUUACAAGAAUUAAACUCUUUAAUAGGAUCUUCACAUAACUUGAUGGAAAUGAAAUUUCUUUUGUUGGAGCAAAAAUAUUUGGAAUAUCUGGAAGAUGCAAGAGUACUAGAUGCUCUACAUGUGUUGCGAAAUGAACUAACACCAUUACAGCACAAUACUUCAAGAGUACAUCAACUGUCCGGUUAUAUGAUGUGUUCAAACACGCAAGAAUUGCAUGAACGCACGAAUUGGGAUGGAAAAGGUCUGAAAUCUCGAACAAACUUAAUGGAAAAAUUACAGUCCUACUUACCUCCAAGUGUGAUGUUACCACCUAGCCGCUUACAUACAUUGCUCAACCAAGCUCUCGAAUUACAGACCUCACGUUGUAGUCAUCACAAUACAGCCCAAGUGAUUACGUUAGACAACGCUUCCCUUUUAGUGGAUCACUGCUGCGCAAGGGAUACAUUUCCAACACAUACUAUACAGAUAUUAAAUGAUCAUUGUGAUGAAGUUUGGUUUUGCCAGUUUUCUCCAGAUGGCACCAAACUUGCUACGGGUUCAAAGGACACUAAUGUAAUCAUUUGGGACGUUAAUCCAGAAACAUGUACACUUUCUUUAAAGAAAAUUCUAGAAGGACACAAUUACGGUGCUUCGUAUAUUUCAUGGAGUCCCGACUCGAUUCAUUUAAUUGCAUGUGGACCAGAAGAAAGUCCUGAAGUUUGGUUGUGGAAUAUAGACACCGAAAAGUUUUUAAAAGUUUCACAAUCACCUGAAGACGCUUUGGCAUGCUGUGCAUGGCACAAGGACGGAACAAAAUUUGUGGUGGGUGGCAUUAGAGGUCAUUUUUAUCAGUGUGAUAUGGAAGGAAAUGUAAUGGACUCUUGGGAAGGUGUUCGUGUAAAUGGUUUAUGGUGUAGGAAAGAUGGUAAAACUGUCAUAGCUUCUGAUACACAUCAUCGUAUUCGUGGUUAUGUUUUUGAAGAGCUGUCAGACCAUCAAAUAUUACAAGAAGAUCAUGCCAUUAUGUCAUUCACUGUUGAUACGAAUGACAAACUUGCACUUUUAAACGUUGCCACACAAGGUGUUCAUUUAUGGGAUUUGAAUGACAAAUGUUUACUUAGAAGAUAUCAGGGAGUCACUCAGGGUCAUUUUACAAUACACUCAACUUUUGGUGGAGCAAAUCAAGACUUUAUUGCUAGUGGAAGUGAAGAUAAUCAGGUUUACAUUUGGCAUAUAAGAAACGAACAACCAAUUGCAGUUUUGACAGGUCAUACAAGAACAGUAAACUGUGUAGCAUGGAAUCCUGUUUACCCACAAAUAUUGGUUUCAGUGUCUGACGAUUGUACAGUCAGAGUGUGGGGGCCAAAGGAUAAGGUGCCUAAACCAUUAGUGUCUUCAACAAGUAGUGAUUCAAGUAGUAACAACACAUGGAAUGAUAUGAUUUCAUAGUAUAAUCCACUAUCGAAGAAAACAUUUCAUUUUACGUGAAAUAUAACAAGUGCAGACAACAAUCUUGUGUAUUUGGGAAUGCGUGCUACUGAGUGUAAUUCAUGGUAAAGAGAAGCUUUUAUAUUUAGGUUUAUUAAUAGAGUUACUAUUACGUACUAAUUAAUAAACAGUUGUUCAAUUAGAAUGUAAGGAAAUAAAAAAAGUAUGUAUGCGA